Molecule: messenger RNA, 1215 nt
Organism: Exserohilum turcica Et28A
Lineage: Eukaryota; Fungi; Ascomycota; Dothideomycetes; Pleosporales; Pleosporaceae
Exons: 2
Coding region: 142-1206 (354 amino acids)
Biological process (GO): protein import into peroxisome matrix
Cellular component (GO): cytosol; peroxisomal matrix
Molecular function (GO): protein binding
Source: RefSeq, a predicted model, not a curated record
AGCUUCACUUCGCAACGCGCAAUGACGCGCCGUGUCCUGCACUCUCUCCACGCCCCCUAGUCUGUUCGCGUGGAUCUGCCUUUGCCUUUUCCCAGCCUCAAUUCGUUCCUUUGUUGCCCCUCCACUGCCGCCGCCGCCACCAUGCUCGAGUUCCGGACCCAAGGCUUCAACGGCUACUCGGUCAAGUACAGCCCCUUCUUCGAUUCGCGCAUCGCGGUCGCAACCUCGGCCAACUUUGGCCUCGUGGGCAACGGGCGCCUCUACAUUCUCGGGCUGACGGCCAACGGCAUCGUCGCUGAAAAGUGGUUCGACACGCAAGACUCCCUCUUCGACAGCACGUGGUCGGAAGCGCACGAGAACCAGCUGCUGACGGCCGGCGGCGACGGCUCCGUCAAGCUCUUCGACAUCAACGUGCCCACGUACCCCAUUGCCUCGUGGCAGGAGCACGCGCGCGAAGUCUUUGCCGUCCACUGGAACCUCGUUGCCAAAGACACGUUUCUGUCGUCGUCGUGGGACGGCACAAUCAAGAUCUGGAAUCCAAAUGCAAAUGCCAGCAUCACGACGCUGCCCACGCAUUCGUGCACCUACUCGGCCAGCUUCAGCCCCCAUAGCCCCAGCAUCCUCAGCAGCGUCAGCUCAGAUAGCCAUUUGCGUGUUUUUGACCUGCGCACCCCAGCCAGCGCGAGCAACCACUUGACCAUGAGUCUGCCCAUUCACCAGCCGCCGAAGCCGCGCAUGGGCGCCGCCGCUCCCGUCGGCAUAGCGCCCGCCGAAGCCCUAACGCACGACUGGAACAAGUACCGUGAUAGCAUUGUUGCAACCGCAGGCGUCGACCGCGUCAUUCGCACCUUUGAUAUCCGCAUGCCGGGUCAGGGCCCCAUUGCCGUGUUGCCAGGCCACGAGUAUGCCGUCAGGAGACUGAGCUGGAGCCCCCAUCUAUCAGAUAUCCUGCUCAGCGCCAGCUACGACAUGACGUGUCGUGUGUGGACGGACGGCAGCGCCAUGGGCGUCGGCAGUAUCAAGCAGGACAAUAUGCUCGAGGACCCCAUGUUCUACGGCGGGGGCAGGGAAAUGGGCAGAAUGGGCAGACACACAGAGUUUGUCACGGGCGUCGACUGGUGUCUGUUUGGCGCAGAGGGCUGGUGUGCGAGUACCGGGUGGGACGAGAGGGUCCUGGUAUGGGAUUGCCGAGCCGUCAUGCAAUAGAUUGAUUGA